Messenger RNA from Zychaea mexicana, 1448 nucleotides. RefSeq names its product glycolipid 2-alpha-mannosyltransferase-domain-containing protein. NCBI's taxonomy places the organism in Eukaryota, Fungi, Mucoromycota, Mucoromycetes, Mucorales, Lichtheimiaceae. Gene Ontology annotation, biological process: cell wall mannoprotein biosynthetic process; protein N-linked glycosylation. Gene Ontology annotation, cellular component: membrane; Golgi apparatus. Gene Ontology annotation, molecular function: alpha-1,2-mannosyltransferase activity. The record is from RefSeq and is a predicted model, not a curated record. The transcript has a single exon. The coding region runs from base 66 to 1268 and encodes 400 amino acids.
UCUCUUCUUUACAUCUGUACCACCUCCUCGUCCCCUUCUUGCUAAACACACACGUACAACAAAAGAUGCGGCAUUGCCUAAAACUAUGCGUACUCGUGCUGGCAGGCAUUGCUAUGCUACUGGCCACCAUCAUCACUUGGGAACACAUUGCCACUGGCUACACACGAUACCGGCACUUGAACAACCCGGCGGCACGACACAUACGGGCCAUGGAAGACUACCAAAGCACCGACUACCCGCCACUCCCACAACCCAACGACACAGCAGCGUGCCCCACCCAUCCUUUAUCCAACCUACCACGGCCCAACAUCAUCGUCACGUCCAACGACACAUCCACCGUCCCCAUCGCAACAGUCAACAGCGCCAUCGUGUUUCUAGUCGAAUUCACUGACCGUCCACUCAAAGAAAACCAUCACGAAAUGAUGAAAUUCAGCAAAGCGCUGUGGAAACUCUGGGAAAACUUUAGCCAAUACUACCCGCACUAUCCAGUCUAUGUCUUUCAUGAACCUGCCUUCAAGACAAAAUACCGUCUACGGUAUCGCACAAUGUGGCCACCGGGACUCAAGCUCCAGUUUCACGAAAUCAACAACUUUGAUUUGCCUCCCAAGUUCCCCAAGGGCAUCUCUACAAGCGAUCUUGGCUUGAACCCUACCAAUCAACGCGCGUUCCCAGGCUACAACAACAUGAUCCGGUUCUUUUGGAAACAGAUCUUUGAGCAUGACAUGAUCAAGCAACUCGACUAUUUCUGGCGGCUAGAUCAUGAUUCAAUGUUACAGUCGCCGGUGGGCGUGGAUGUCUUUCAUUAUAUGAAGGAGCGUGGUAUCAAGUACGGCUAUCGUGCCGUCACUACCGAUGUCCGUCAUGUCACGAACGGUAUGCUUGCUUUCUUUGACAAGUAUCGUCGUAAUCAAGAGCAUCAAAGUAUGACCAAUGGUACCACCUGUGCACAAAUGUCGCAACGCAACUGCUUGGAAAUCCCGGAUACGCCGCAGGACCGUAGCGAGUAUUUCCCGCUCAUGUAUUACAACAACUUUGAGAUCGUCCAUGUCCCCACCUGGCGAUCCAAACCUAUGCGCCAACUCACGGAUGCGGUUGACAAGACAGACAUGAUCUAUUGGAAUCGGUGGGGCGACGCUCCUCUGCGCUACUAUUCAGUCAACAUGAUGCUAGAUACCCAAACACAAGUUAUUGAAUGGUGCAAUGUCAGAUAUUACCAUCACAAACAAUUUGAGCCCAUGUGUACUUUAAAAACAGUAUCGUCACCCUAACCUCUUUGUUUCUCUUUAUCUCCCACCAAAUCAUAGCAUCAUUCUGACUUCAACCUUGUAUAUGUGUUCGUUCUAAAAAUAAAACUCAAACUGUAUGUAUGAUACUAUCAAGAUGAUCCGCGUUACCUUUUUUUUUUUCAGUUUAUUGUAUUAUAUGCAAGGUGGAUCAGGAGAAAGGGA